AAAAUCUCCACUUUUCAACUACGCUUUCAUAAUCAACACAGCAAAGCAAACAAAAGCCAAAUGUCACCAACCUUUGCGUACAUCAAUUUUUUAUUGUACCUCAAACUUGUUUUCAUUUUUAAUGUUUAUUUUACUGAUACGACCUUGGAAUUGUUUUUAAAAUGAUUAAAACCACUUAUCUGGUUGUUAGUUUCUUCCAACAACUUGCUAUGUUGUAAAUAAAGUAAUUACAACUGAGCAUGUAACUCGAGGAACUUUUCUAAUUUGCAUUAACAUGGCAGAAUCAUUUCUUUUCGAUAUUGCUACUUCACUCCUAGGUAGGCUUGCUACUUAUGCUUAUGAAGAAGUUUCACGAGCCUAUGGUGUGUAUAAAGAUCUACAAGAGUUCAAAGACACUUUGUCCAUUAUCAGAGGUCUUCUGUUGGAUGCUGAGUAUCAGAAGGACCAAAAACAUGGGCUGCGUGAAUGGAUGAGACAGAUUCAAAACAUAUGCUAUGAUGCAGAAGAUGUAUUUGAUGGAUUUGAAUUCCAACACAAGAGAAAACAAGUUGUCCAAGCAUCUAACAAAACUCGGACGAAGGUACGCCACUUCUUUUCUUCCUCUAAUCCAAUUGUUUUACGUCCUAUGACGGCACACCGAAUCAAAGAGAUUAGGAAGAGAUUGGAUAAGGUAGCAACUGAUGGGAACAAGUUUGGCCUUGCGAGAAUCGAUGUUGGUCCUGAACCUGUUUUUCAAAGGAGAGAAUUGACUCAUUCCCAUGUUGAUGCUUCAAGUGUUAUUGGAAGGGAGAAUGAUAGGGAAGAGAUUAUCAAGCUUUUGAUGCAACCCCAUCCUCAUGGUGAUGGUGAUAAAAGUAUGUGUAUUAUUCCAAUAGUGGGUAUUGGAGGCUUGGGAAAGACCACGCUUGCAAAGUUGGUGUUUAAUGAUAAGAGGAUGGAUGAACUUUUCCAACUAAAGAUGUGGGUGUGUGUCUCUGAUGAUUUUGACAUCAUGCAAAUAAUUAUAAAAAUUAUAAACUCUGUUUCUGCUUUUGGUCCACCAAGUAUUCCUCACCAAGAAAACAUCAACAACUUAGAUACUGAACAACUUCUAAGUCGUCUAAGACAUAAGCUUUCGGGUCAGAAGUUUUUGCUUGUGCUAGAUGACAUAUGGAAUAAUGAUCGUGGAAAGUGGAUUGAGUUGAUAGAUUUGAUAGACAUUGGUGCAGCAGGAAGUCAAAUCAUAGUAACGACACGCAGUAAAUCAAUUGCUAAAAUGACAGGUACUCUUCCCUCGUAUGUUUUAAGCGGUCUUUCUCAAGAUGAUUGCUUCUCUUUGUUUGUCAAAUGGGCAUUUAAGGAAGGUGAAGAAAUUAAAUAUCCAGAUCUUGUGGAGAUUGGAAAAGAAAUAGUGAAAAAAUGUGCAGGGGUUCCACUUGCUGUCAGAACAUUAGGCAGUUCAUUGUUCUCAAAAUAUGAUGCAAAAAAGUGGACAUCUCUGAGAGAUUGUGAGAUAUGGAACUUAGAACAAAAGAAAGAUGAUAUUUUGCCUGCACUAAAGUUAAGCUAUGAUCAAAUGCCGUCUUAUUUGAGACAAUGUUUUGCUUACUUUUCCCUUUAUCCCAAAGAUUAUAUCUUCUCUGUUAGUGAUAUUACCCGUCUUUGGAUGGCUCAUGGAUUAGUACAAUCUCAAAAUAGAAAUGAACAACUGAAUGAUAUUGCAGGAGAAUAUAUACAAGAGUUAAAUUCUAGAUCAUUUCUUCAAGAUUUUCACAGUAAUGGCCCCUAUGUCACAUUCAAAGUACAUGAUUUGAUUCAUGAUCUUGCUAUGUAUGUUGCAAAAGAAGAGUGUGUAGCAGUUGACUCACAUACUAGGAAUAUACCUGAACAUGUAAGACAUGUAUCAGUCGUUGAAAAUAAUUCUACAUAUAAAGCUUUGUUAUCCAACUCAAGAGGUUUGAGAACUAUAUUAUUUCCCGUCAAAGGGGUGAGCUUUGACAGCGAAACUUUGUUGGAUACAUGGAUAUCAAAAUACAAAUAUUUACGGUAUUUAGAUUUAUAUUGUUUUCCCUUUGAGACACUGCCUUGUUCAAUUGCUAAAUUGGAGCACUUGCGAGUUCUUGACUUUUCAUAUAAUACGAAUAUCAAAAGACUUCCCCAAUCUAUUUGCAAACUCCAUAAUUUGCAAGUCUUGAAACUCAUGGGAUGCACAGAGCUUGAAACAUUGCCUGAAGGGUUAGGGUGGUUGAUUAGCCUUCGAGAGUUGUAUGUAACCACAAAGCAAUCAGUUAUGUCAUUGACAGAACUUGCAAACAUGAACGAUCUUCAAGUUUUAUACUUUAGUAAGUGUCACAAUAUGAAGUUUCUGUUCAACGAGGCGCAACAACUCACUUCUAUUGAAAGAUUGAAUGUUCGAUCAUGUAGUAGCCUAGAGUCCUUACCUCUCUUCAUUUUUCCUAAAUUACAAGAUCUUGCAAUUUCAGACUGCCGGAUGCUAAACUUGUCUUUGUACAACGAAAGCCCAAUCCCAAAAUUAUUGAUGAAACGUUUAGAAAUUGCAAUGCUCAUAGGAAUUCUGACAAUUCCUAGCUGGAUUAAAUGUGUUGUAGAGACUUUAGAGAACUUAUUCAUUUUUGGCCUUCCCGAUCUUACAACACUUCCCGAGUGUCUAACAGCAAUGACUCGUCUUAAGAGACUUUGGAUUUCUCGCUGCCCUCAACUGUUGAGUCUUCCUAGUGACUUCCAUCACCUCACCUCCCUUGAAAAUUUAUUCAUACAUGGUUGUCCUAAGUUGUUCCAAAAAUAUCAGCCUGAGUCCGGUGAGUAUUGGCCUAUGAUUGCUGGCAUGAAUAUCACUUCAAUUACAAUUGAAAAAGGAAUGAUGAAGGAAUGAAGUUGUUUACCCUAAAGCUUGAUGAUGAGGAGAGCGUGGAAGUCAAGGAGUUGAUUGCAUUGCAUCGGAGGAAAUGAAUCUCACAGCAAGAGGCUUCAGAUUCUCAAAAUGUUUUCGGCUUUAUGUUUGCAGGCAAAGAAUUGAAAGUGAUUAUUUUAUAUUUCUAGUACUUAAUGAUUUAUGUCUGAAAUAGCAUUUGUGAUGAACUAAUUGAAGUACUUGUUUCAUAAUGUAUGUUGUUGAAUACUUGGAAUUUCAGACUGUCAAUUGGUAAACUUGUCAUUGUACAACAAAAGCCCAAUCCCGGGAUAAUGACAAUUCCUAGUUGGAUUGAAGGUGUUGUACAGACUUUAGAGACCUUAGAAAUUUCUAUAGCAGCUCCCAAAUCAUAAUAAUUUGUACAAAAGAGUAUUUGGGAUUUUUCGCAUGCUUGUGUUUGUUCA
Molecule: messenger RNA, 3315 nt
Organism: Lathyrus oleraceus (garden pea)
Lineage: Eukaryota; Viridiplantae; Streptophyta; Magnoliopsida; Fabales; Fabaceae
Product: putative disease resistance protein RGA3
Exons: 2
Coding region: 275-2872 (865 amino acids)
Molecular function (GO): ADP binding
Source: RefSeq, a predicted model, not a curated record